This is a messenger RNA of Corvus hawaiiensis (hawaiian crow), 2641 nucleotides long. RefSeq names its product coiled-coil domain containing 91 (gene CCDC91). Gene Ontology annotation, biological process: Golgi to lysosome transport. The record is from RefSeq and is a predicted model, not a curated record. Gene Ontology annotation, cellular component: trans-Golgi network. Lineage: Eukaryota; Metazoa; Chordata; Aves; Passeriformes; Corvidae. Bases 259 to 1557 code for a protein of 432 amino acids. The transcript is spliced from 14 exons.
AUCUUACGCACUGCUCAAAACACAAGGCUCUUUCCUUCAUUAAGCAACUCUUAUAGUAGAAGUUAUCUGACGCCAUCAGUUGCGUUUACAAAAGGGGCUCUCAGUUUCUCACUCCCUAAUACUGGAAGCAGGCUGCUGACCAUCCUCAAACACAGACUGCAGGGCAGACAGUGUCUGUUGAGUGCAGUAGCGAUCCUCAUGCUGGUAGGAUCUGAAAGAAGAAAAUCACAGUAGCGUUCAAUCAGUGCCUACUGAAAGAUGGAUGAUGAUGACUUUGGAGGAUUUGAGGCAGCAGAGAGUUAUGAGUUUGGAAAUGGUGAAAAGCAGACCACAUCUCCUGCUAUUGCUUGGGCAGCAUUUCCUACAGUACCUGAAGUCCAUAGAUCUCCUGAUGUUCUCCUGGAGCACUCUGUGCCUUCUUCCUGCCUGCUUCCUUCUGACCCCUUCAUUUUAUCAAGUGAUAAUGUGGCAGCAGCUAUUCAAACAGGCAAGAGUGGGAUAAAUCCAGCUGUUCUUGAAGAACAGGCUCAAGCAGAUAUUCCAGUUGCCUCUUCAAAUGUAAUUGAAGACAAGACUUUAGCUGAUGCUGAGACAAAGAGAGCAAAUGAACCCAAGAGCUGCCUUCAACAAGCUGUUGCAAACCUCGAAAUCAAGCUUUGCAGUGCUGAAGAAGAAAAAUUUAAAAUCAAAAAGGAAUUGGAAUAUUUGCUGGAAAAACAUAGUGUGCUAGAAAUGGAUUUCUUGAAGGAAAAAAAAGAAAAAGUGCUUCCACAUCAAGAUCAUUACAAGACACUCCAGGAAAAGCAUAAGCAGGAAUUAGAAGACAUGAGAAAAGCUGGACAUGAAGCCUUAACUAUUAUUGUUGAAGAAUUCAAGGCACUGCUACAAUCUACAGUUCAGCAGCAAGAAGCAGCUAUUGAAAAGCAGUAUGUAUUAGCCAUUGAAAAGCAUUCUCGCAAAUGUGAAGAGCUCCUUGAUGCCCAGCAUCAGCGACUUCUUGACAUUUUGGAAGCAGAAAAAGAAGUGUUAUCAGAAAAGAUAGAAGAAGCUUUGAUGCAGCAGUCGCAAAAGCACAAGGAAGUGCUGGACAAAUGUUUGGAUGAAGAAAGAAGGAGGAGCAAGGAGGCUCUGGCAGCUGCUGCAAAGGCUGAGAAAGAAGUAGUGCAGGAAGCUGUUCUGAAAGCAGUGGAGGAGGAAAGGAGAAAUAUGGAGAAGAUUCAUGCAGAAGAAAGAAAACUGUGGGAAGCAGAAUGUGAUAGUCAUAAAGAGAAGAUUGCUCAGGCUGUUUCAGAAGCCAUGCAAGAGCAAAGAAAGCAGAAUCAGGAAAUUGUCAAGGAAGCAUUAAUGGAGGAGCAGAAACGAAGUGAAAAGGCAAUCGAAGAAGCAGUAAAAAGGACAAGAGAAGAAAUGAUGGAGUAUAUUAAAGAGCAGAAGAGGCUUGAUGAUGUUGUCCGUCAGAGAAAUCUGCAUAGUUUGGAACUUUUCCUUUCAUGUGCACAGAAACAGUUAAAUGUUUUAUUAAAGGAAGAGCCAACCCCAGAGGAAAACAGAGACUGACAUUCUCAGUGCUGCUGAUACAGUGUGAUUUGUGAAGCUGCAAAUCUCCAUCCAGCAAAUGAUGAAUAUAUUCCAAUCUUUUCGGAUUGUAUCGUCAAGUCAAGAUUGAUCUGAAAUGCUUGAUAGAAAUGUUUGUGGAUGAUGUUCUUUUAUUCAUUUAUUUAUUUUACUACUGUUAUCAGAUAGCAAAUAUGAGAGGGAAAAGAUCCUUGGGGGGAAAAAAGUUUGUUUUAUUUAGGAUUUGUUUUAUUUAGGAUUUUGCUUUCAUUAUAUUUUCUGGUAGCCCAUGGUUGAAGUUCUAGAUAACUGCAGCAGUGAUGAAAACAUUUCCCUGUUAUGUCUGUUUUAAAUUUGGCGUCGUGUUAAUGUGAUUCACUGUAAUUUCUGAUAUUUUAAAAAAUGGAGACAAACAGUUGAUUAUAGAUACAAAUCCAUCUCUAUUUCCAAAGUAUCUGCCCAAGUCCAUUGCCUCAGGUGUGCCUGAGUAGCUUAUUAUUUCUCACGGCUUUUGAUGUAUAACAGAAGAAUCAGUCCUGAAACAUAAGAGUGUUGUCAAGCAUUUCUUAAGUCAUUUAUAAACAAAUCCAGCUCUAGGAACAGAAAAAUUUAAAAACCAAACAGUGCAUCUGUUUAAGGUAGUGCAAAACAUUGCCAUGACCAAUGUAUAGUAUGUAUUUUCUUUCUGUUUUACAGAGCUCGUUCAAUUCCAAAAGUCAUUUUCUCAUGAAAUUACGAUUAAUGUGACUGACUUCAGUUUCAGGAAGAAGAUGUAUGUAAUUAUGUGGAGACUGAUACUGCACUGCCUCAGUGGAAUUUCUGACAGAAUAAGGAGUGCAGCUUGCUGACCUCACAAGCCCUUUCUAAAUGUAUUGAAGGAAGUAGAAAACUCCCCACUGACAUUAUUGGACUUUGGAUCACUCAUAGGUCUUCCUAGACUUGAUAAAUGCAGAUGGAGUGGAAUUUCUGUGCCUAUACUUUAUUGAUUGUAGAUUUGGGGCCUUAGUUAUAGAAGAUUUCUGAAUGAAAUAAGGGGAAAUAAGUGUUAUGCUUAGGUAUGUAAAUAAACUAAGAAUGAUCUCUCUUA